AUGGUUGGUAUACUACUUGUCUGUCUAAUUGAGUCAUCCGGUCUAGUAGCAUUAUGACUAGAAUAGAUUUGAUGCAUCAGAAUUCAGGAGCAAGAAUUUCCAGGGCAUAUCAGGGGAGUAAAGUGCACAAAUAUAGUCCCAUCAGUUCUCUUUCCCCCACAUAUUGCUUUCACGCUAAUUGAAACACAAGAGAAGUUAUUAUCAGGCCAGAAGUUAGAACCCACGUCUUGUUAUCAACAAUGAUGUAGGUCUGUAGGUGAAGGGAGAAUUCCCAUCCUGUUGUACAGUUUUUUCAUCAGAUGUAACUAUCUGACUUGUGGCGAUUCAUUGUGUAGGCAUCUGAUUGAUGUACAGUUUAUCAUAUUCAACCUGUUGAGUUUCAGUUUUUUUACUUGUCUGUUGUUCUAAUAUCUUCUUUUUCUUCUUCCUUUGUGCGUUAAGUAAUGUUUCCAACAAAUCAUUUGCAGGAGUGCUAAAACAGCUCGCUGUUUUGGGAUUUGCCGCCUCAAGUUUCAUCUAGCUACCUCGAACAAAUCCUUCAAUCUCCAUGGCUACAUCGAUAUCAACUCAAUAUACUAACGAGGAGGAAAUUAAAAGGAAGAGAAAGAAGCGAAAGAGAGUUGUUGUAUUAGCUGUGUCUAUUAUGGCUAUUAUUGCAAAUCGGUAUCAACGGAGGAGACCUAGACACAUCGUAGAUGCUAACGAAGUUCAAGAGAGAAAUGUCGAGUCCAGAAAACAAAUGCUACGUAAUAUGUACCAGGGUUCAAAUGUCUAUUGCUAUGACAGUUUGCGCCUAACUAAGAGAUCUUUUAGUGACUUGAGUGCCAUCUUACGGGAAAAGAGUGGCCUACAGGAUACCUUAAAUGUGUCAGUAGAAGAAAAGCUUGCAAUUUUUCUGCUUAUAGUAGGUCAUAACACCAAAAUGAGGUUGAUCCGUAGCACUUAUGGGUGGUCUCUUGAACCAAUCAGUCGACACUUCAACGAAGUGCUUAGAGGGAUUCUAUUUUUAAGUCAUGAGUUCAUCAAGCUUCCUAAUCCAGAAACCACUCUACCUGAGGAUCCAAAGUGGAAAUGGUUUGAGGAUUGUCUAGGUGCACUAGAUGGCACACAUAUCGAUGUGAAUGUUCCAUUGACUGACCAAGGUAGGUAUAGAAAUAGGAAGCAACGAAUCACCACUAAUGUAUUAGGGGUUUGUGAUCGACAAAUGAAGUUUUUGUAUGUCUUGGCUGGAUGGGAAGGGUCGGCUUCGGAUUCACGCAUACUACGUGAUGCCAUGUCACGGGAGGACUCAUUUGUUGUUCCUAGUGGUAAAUACUAUCUAGUGGAUGCUGGAUAUACAAAUGGUCCGGAAUUUCUUGCCCCGUACCGAUCUACACGGUACCACUUGAAUGAAUGGGCUAUUCAAGGCAACAAUCCAUCUACUGCGAGAGAGUUAUUCAACCUACGCCAUGCAACGGCUAGGAAUGUGAUAGAGAGAACUUUUGGGCUAUUGAAGAUGAGAUGGGCAAUCUUGAGGACCAGCUCAUAUUUUGAUUUAGAAAACCAGAUUAGGAUCAUCCAUGCUUGCUGCAUAUUGCAUAAUUUUUUAAGAGAUAGACAAAGAGAUAUGGACGAUAUUCUAAUACAUGAAGUUGAUAGUCUCAUCUCUGCUGCUCCUGCUGAAAAUCAAGGAGAAAUGAGUCUGAUUACGCAUGUUCAAUCAACUAAUGAGUGGGGUAAUUUUAGAGACACCAAAGCUAGUGAAAUGUUUGUUGAUUAUCAAGCGAGGCGUGGUCAAAGCUCAUAGUUGUAUGCUUCUGUUUUCUAUGUCUUUGUCAUUUAUGAAUUUUUGUGUUUGUGUUUUUUAUAUGUGUGGUUCUUUGAUUGUAGGACAAGAAAACAAGGGGCUAUGUUCCUUGGAAUGAUGAGAUGGAUAAGGUACUCCUUGAUACGUUUGUGGACUAUUACAAUAAAGGUGAUAGAUGUCAGAAUGGGUGGAAGUCUCAUGUAUACACAGCUGCUGUGAAGAAUGUUUGUGAGAAGUGCAAUGUCACCAUUACAAAGGAAAAUAUUAGCUCUCGCAGCAAGACCUUUGAUAAGCACUACAAUAUCAUUAAUGGUUUGUUGUCCACUAGUGGUUUUGGAUGGGAUUGGGAGAAGAACAAGCUCAAAGUUGAUAGUGACACUGUAUGGGAUGAGUAUGUUGAGAGGAAUAAGGAAGCAAAAGGAUAUAGACAUAAGGUUGUGAAGUUUUGGGAUCUACUGAGCCUAGUGUACAAUAAAGACCAAGCAAAUGGAGAGGGUGCUAAAACAGCAGCUGAAAGUUCAAAGGAAAUGGCAAAAGAGAAUGAUACCGGAGGCAAGGAUGCUCCAUAUUCUGUAUCUUCCUCGAGUAGUUUAAAAAGACAAAGAUCAGAUGAUUCAUUUAACUCUAUAUGGUGUGAUAAGUUUGACAUGCUUACAUCUGCAUUGAAAGAUGAUGGUCCAAAGCUACCCUCUUCCGCCGAAGUUCUCGCCGCAUUACAAGAGGUUGAAGGACUUGAUGAAGACACAGAACUUGAGCUUUAUGACAUCCUCACCUCUAAUGCACGCAAGUUUGAGUCAAUGAUGGCACUCCCAAUGGAAAGGAGGAAGAGGUGGCUUAUGAUGCAGCUAAGGAAGUGAAACAACUUGUAUGUGAACUUAGAUCUCUGUGUUGAACUGAUUGUGUGAACCUGUCUUUGUGAAACUUUUGUGUGCAAACUUGUUGGCUAUGUGAAACUGUUGUGUGCGAACUUGAUGGCUUUAUGAAACUGCUAUGUGAAGAUUUGAUGUAUUUGUAGAACUUUUAUGUGCGAAUUUGAUGACUUUGUGAAAUUGUUAUGUGUGACUUGCCUUUGUGGAACUGUUAUUUGUGAACUUAAUAGUUUCUGGUAGUUGUAAAUUGUUCAUGCUCAUUUUUAAGCAGAUGCAAAGUCAAGAGAUCCUUGUUUGUAUUCAAAUUCAAAUUCUGUGUGCAAAGUAUCCAAACAACAUCUAGAAUUUAAUUCUAGGAAUUCAAUUGCUUGUACAACCAAACAAAAAUAAUGGAAUUGAAUCACUUUCUAGUCGAUUGAAUUCUAUA
Molecule: messenger RNA, 3082 nt
Organism: Zea mays
Lineage: Eukaryota; Viridiplantae; Streptophyta; Magnoliopsida; Poales; Poaceae
Exons: 4
Coding region: 1909-2643 (244 amino acids)
Source: RefSeq, a predicted model, not a curated record